ACCUUCUCAAGCCUCGCCCCUGCCCUUAAUUCUCGCAGCUUCCGCCGUGCGGGCUCAGAGCCACGCGGCGCGCCCGCGAGCUGCCCCAGGGACCGGUGGCCGUUACCUCCCAGGGUCCCGGACCGCAGCCUUCCGCACUCAGGGGCUUGGAUCUCCCCUCCCAGACGCAAAAGCCUAGCUCCCCUCUUCCCGGAGCUCUUGUCUCCCGUCCCCCAGGUUCAAGCUUCCCAGCCUCCGUUUCCAGGACCCCGGCGCCCCGGAUCCCUGCCUCCCGGAUCGGCGCUACCGGGACGUGGCCUCUUGAGGACCUCUGCCACUUGGACGCCUUCAGCCUUCCAGAGCCCAAGAACCCCUGUCCCAGCCUGAUACACUCCUGUAUUCCCAUCCCUAGGGCCGAGAAACCCAGGGGCUCCCAGCUUUCGGGCGCAGGACACAACCUGGGAGAGCAGAGGAGCCUCGGCGCCCAGCUUCGGGAUCUCAGACACUCCAGCUUCCACGAGCCAAGGAACCCCGGCGCUGUGAACUCCCAACUCCAAGGAACCCUCCAAAGUUCCGGCCUCUGGGCUGUGUUACAAAACUCUCCGUUCUAAGGAACGUCGGCGUUCCAGGAAGGAGCCCCCCAAGCGCUCGCAGCUUCCAGACGCCGCAGAACUCCGGGGGGGCGUUCCAACAUGGUGGCCGAUCCCCCGCGCGGAGACCCCAAGGGGUUCGAGGCGGCCGAGCCCACCGGGAACGGUGCCCCGACGUUGCUCCCUAAAGAGGACCCCGACCCGGCAGGAGGCCGCUGCUGCGGUUCCCGGGAGCGGGUGCGCCGCUGCCUUCGCGCCAACCUGCUGGUGCUGCUGACGGUGGCGGCCGUGGUGGCAGGCGUGGCGCUGGGGCUGGGGGUCUCGGGGGCCGGUGGCGCGCUAGCGCUGGGCCCCGCGCGCCUGGCGGCCUUCGCCUUCCCCGGCGAGCUGCUGCUGCGCCUGCUGAAGAUGAUCAUCCUGCCGCUGGUGGUGUGCAGCCUGAUCGGCGGCGCCUCCAGCCUGGACUCGAGCGCGCUCGGCCGCCUGGGCGGCUGGGCGCUGCUCUUUUUCCUGGUCACCACGCUGCUGGCGUCCGCGCUCGGCGUGGGCUUGGCGCUGGCCCUGCGGCCGGGCGCCACCUUCGCCGCCAUCAACGCCUCGGUCGGCGCCACGGGCGCCGAGGAAGAGGCCCCCAGCAAGGAAGUCCUCGAUUCGUUCCUGGAUCUUGUGAGAAAUAUCUUCCCCUCCAACCUGGUGUCUGCAGCCUUCAGAUCAUACAGUACCAUCUAUGAAAGCAGAUGGAUCAACGGAACCAAGGUGAAGGUGCCCGUUGGGGAUGAGGUGGAUAGUAUGAACAUCCUGGGCCUGGUGGUAUUUGCCAUUAUCUUUGGCGUGGCCUUGCAGAAGCUGGGGCCCGAGGGAGAGCUGCUUAUUCGCUUCUUCAACUCCUUCAAUGACGCCACCAUGGUGCUGGUCUCCUGGAUCAUGUGCUCGGCCACGCUGCCGCUGAUGAUGAAGUGCGUGGAGGAGAGGAAUGGUGUCGCCAAGCACAUCAGCCGCUUCAUCCUACCCAUCGGUGCCACCGUCAACAUGGAUGGGGCGGCGCUCUUCCAGUGUGUGGCCGCAGUGUUCAUCGCUCAGCUCAACCAGCAACCCCUGGACUUUGUGAAGAUCAUCACCAUCCUGGUCACCGCCACGGCGUCCAGCGUGGGGGCCGCGGGCGUUCCGUCUGGAGGUGUUCUCACUCUGGCCAUCAUCCUGGAGGCAGUCAACCUGCCAGUUCACGACAUCUCCUUGAUCCUGGCUGUGGACUGGCUAGUGGACCGAUCCUGCACAGUCCUCAAUGUGGAAGGUGAUGCCUUUGGGGCGGGACUCCUCCAAAAUUACAUGGAUCGUGCAGAGAUGCGGAGUUCAGUGCCAGAGUUGAUCCAAGUGAAGAGUGAGAUGCCCCUGGCUCCACUGCCCGCCCCCACUGAGGAGGGGAACCCCCUCCUCAAACACCGCCUGGGAUCUGCUGGGGAUGCAGACCCCUGCGAGAAGGAGUCAGUUAUGUAAACCCCAUGGGGACUUUCCCUGCGCUGAUGGGGGCACUCUGGACAUUGGGAUUGUGAACCGGGGUUCUGGAGGCUCUUCCUGCUGCACACUUAAGGGAUCCAGGGUCCCAGCCUCUCUCCCUGACAUCAGAUCUGGGAGGCCUCGAUGCUGGGGUAUAGGCGUGUGUGUGUGUGUGUGUGUGUGUGUGUGUGUGUGUGUGUGUGUGUUUUGCGGCUCCAUGGUACAUCCCACCCUGUCCUCAGGCCCUCUGUUCCCUCCGCUGUAACAAACACUCCUGGGGACCCUGCCAGGGUGGGGGAGACUGAGGACAAAUACUGCUGUCACUCCAAAGGACAUUUUUUAGCAAUAAAACUAUCAAGUGUAUCUCCUCGGAUGUUUCUAAGACCAAAAGCAUGAGCCACACAGAAAAAAACCAAACGUGACAAGUCGGAAUCCACUGAAAUAAGAUACCUGUUUGUCAAAAAACACCAUUGAAGGGGCGCCCGGGUGGCUCAGUCGGUGAAGCGAUCUCGUAAAUGUUCCGUGUCUCGACGCGGGUGAUGCUCACACAGACGUAUACAUUUGGGGAAGUUCGCCUGCACACGUAAGAUGCGCGCGAUUUUACCCCACGUAAUGCCAUCUUGCAGCUGAAAAUGUACAACUCACUCCUGGGAAGAGACUGACUUUCUGCUGUAGCCACUUACGGGUACUUCCCUGAUACUUGAACUCUAUCCAAUAGAGGCAGUAAUGACCUGCUCUCUCCGCCCCCCCCUUUUUUAUUUAAACCAGAAUUUGCUGUUUGAAUAAAAAACCUGCCAUGCAA
This is a messenger RNA of Felis catus (domestic cat), 2865 nucleotides long. It is a transcript of the gene SLC1A5, whose product is annotated as solute carrier family 1 member 5. Bases 672 to 2063 code for a protein of 463 amino acids. Gene Ontology annotation, molecular function: L-aspartate transmembrane transporter activity; symporter activity; neutral L-amino acid transmembrane transporter activity. The record is from RefSeq and is a predicted model, not a curated record. The transcript is spliced from 7 exons. Gene Ontology annotation, cellular component: plasma membrane. Gene Ontology annotation, biological process: L-aspartate import across plasma membrane. Lineage: Eukaryota; Metazoa; Chordata; Mammalia; Carnivora; Felidae.